AAGCUAUAUAUUUGUUUGGCACUUAGUGAAAGAACAAGAGAGAAACACAACUGCUAUCACAUCUGUUGAUCUACUGCCAAACUAACCCUCAUAGUAAUUGUAAGUAUAAUAUAGUAAGUGAUCUCCAGUGACUACUUAAAUCAACCACUUAAGGGAUUAUAUUUUAGGACAUUAGGGAAACGAGAUUCUGGCUAAAUCAGAUCCAUAAUCUCUUUGUGCUUCACAGCUGCUCGGGAACCAGUAGGAGUGAGUUGUUGGGAAGUGACAUCAUAAAAUUACCCCCACAGGCUGUGUUGACUCCAUUUCCAAUGAACAUUGUGUAGUCAAACUUUAUAUUGUCAAAUUGUGUGUAUAGUCUCUUGAUCUACACUGUCUAGCAACAUAUUUUCUUCUUCUAACAAAAGUUCCAAGGGAAGACUAAAUAUUUAGUUAAAUGCAAAAACCCACAUGCUUUCCUAUCUUUGAAAUUGGUCAUUUAUGAGCCAACCCCAAGUCAUUAAAAAGUACUAUUUACUUCAGGGAAGUUGAUUUCAGAUCUACUACUAUCAAAACAUCACUUUAAAAUGCCACUAAUAGACACUUGCCAAAAAGCCCAGUUAACUAAAAGUAUAACAAAGGAAACUUUUGGGUCUUGCAAAAAGGAUUUCCAUAUGAGGACUGGAAAGUCUGCAGAACUACUGGGACAAUCUGUGCUGGAGUUAAACAAGCAAGUUUAAUCAGGACCUGUCCCAGACUACAGAUUGUCGACAAGUGCAAAUUACACCAUGCUUAUCCACUCAUAUUCCACUCUACAAUGAGUCUGCAAGAGACCUUGUCAGGCAACUAUUAUACUGCUUAAAGACCAUUGAUAGGCUUUGGCAGCUUCAUUUGUUGCUUAUUGCUAAGAAUGGGAUUAAAUGUCCAAAAACAAGAGGAGUAUAAGGUUAAGAAGCGUCAGAGAAUUGAGUCACUGUUUACACUGGACUGUCUUAAAGCAAAUUCAACCAUCCAAUCUGUAACCGUUUCCUAGCAAGUGAUUUCAACAACGAGGGAGUUUUCUCAUAAUUGUGCCUCUUCUCGGAAGAUAAGUUCUCUAGUUGUGCAAGACUAAGAUUAUUGUGAUGCUUAUGUGAAUUAGCUGGUGGUCUGGCACUGUUUCUAAGCCACUGCUGUUUUCUGAUCAACUGCAGUCUAUGCAUUUAAGACGUUUACCCACAUUUGAAAACUAAAGGCACAGAUUGUUUUCCCUGUGCUUGACCCCACUGUACACAAUGGAGUGUCACAAAGGAAUGUGAUUCGUAACGGUGUUCUCUGUCAACAGCACAGUUACUGUGUUUGAUUAACCGUCAGCCUGCAAAACAGAGCAUGUUUGACAGUCGUUACACUAGAAAAGGCCUUCGGGUCAUUUGGGUGGGAACAAAUUCUUUCAGCUGUAACAAUUGUGCUAUAAAGUGGCCUCAUAGGGCAAUUCAGCAUAGCAGACCCUCCAAUUCCUGGAGAUCCUUUGGAUUGUAUUUCAUCAUUUUGCAACAGAGGACUUGGUAUCCUUCUCCUGCAGGAUAUGAUUUUACCUUGUCACAGUUGAGCAAGCUCAUUGUAAUGUCCUAACUUAUCUGUCACAGGAGAGGGCACUGCAUCUGCGAGUCCUCAUUGUUAUCAGCGGUGGCUUCCUGGUAUGCGUAAUGACUGUUUGCAGGCUGGGUCUGGGGGGGUUGGCUACUCUGCAGAGCAGUUCUGCUGACUGCAGUAGAGAGGAACUACCUCAGUGCGUCAGCACUCUGAAAUGAGUGAAGAAAAACCGAAUCAAUCAGAGUGACUGCGGAGAGAGAGGGAGAGAAGACUACACAUUCUAAUCCUGAUCUUUUGUGUAGCCGUCCUUACAUGUGCUAGUGGCCGGGAGCACACGCUCCUUAAGAUGUGAAGUACCCCCCAACGCCCCCGGUGCUAUAAAUCAAGAUGACCUUCCUUCUUUUUUUCCUCUUGGUCCUCUCUAAGAGCCGAGCUGACAGCUUUGAAGAUGCAUACAGUGACCUGGAACACUACAGGACUAUAUACAUCUCAGAAAAUGGCCCCAGACUCUCAGUUGACACAGCACAACCUAAAGUAAUCUCUCAACGUGGUGGCAAUGCCACCCUGCAGUGCACGUUCAACCGGGAUCCCUCAUCUCCCCCAAAUCCCAAACUGAGGAUUAAAUGGACUAAACUGACUUCAGAUUAUCUGAAGGAAAUUGAUGUGUUUGUAGCUAUGGGUUUCCACAAAAAGAGCUACGGUCGAUUCCAUGGCCGUGUACAUCUGCAGGAUGCUGGCAAGAAUGAUGCUUCACUAGUUAUCACUGACAUCACUCUGGAGGAUUAUGGGAAAUAUAAGUGUGAAAUCAUUGAUGGCUUGGAGGAUGAUACAGUAGUUGUGUCACUUGACCUGCAAGGCAUUAUUUUCCCAUAUUUUCCUCGACUGGGUCGUUACAACCUGAACUUCGCUGAUGCUGAGAAAGCUUGCCGAGACCAGGAUGCCAUUGUGGCAUCUUUUGACCAGCUGUACGAUGCAUGGAGAGAUGGGUUGGAUUGGUGCAAUGCAGGGUGGCUCAGUGAUGGAUCGGUGCAAUAUCCCAUCACCAAACCCAGAGAGCCAUGUGGAGGCAAAAACACCAUUCCAGGUGUGAGGAAUUAUGGGAUGCGUGACAAGCAAAAGGAAAGAUAUGAUGUCUUCUGUUUCACCUCUAACCACAAAGGACGUUUUUAUUAUUUGAUACACCCUUUCAAACUUAAGUAUGAUGAGGCAGUGCGGGCAUGUCAAAAGGAUGGUGCUCAGAUUGCCAAAGUCGGGCAGAUGUACGCAGCGUGGAAGCUGCUGGGCUAUGACCGCUGUGACGCAGGCUGGCUGGCAGACGGCAGUGUACGCUACCCAAUCUCAAGACCACGCAGACGCUGCAGUCCCACGGAGGCUGCUGUCCGCUUCUCUGGAUUCCCAGACAAGAAGCACAAACUCUACGGCGUCUACUGCUACAAGAGUGACAACUGAGUGUACCAACUGUAUAACUCAAGAACUAAGCGUAAUAAUGUAAGGAGUUCGUUUGAGUGCAUUAAAACUGUGACAAAGCCUCUAGAUACUGUAAUACAGAAGGAUUUGAAUAUAAAAUAAGUGACUGGCAAUUGUUUGAAGCAAAGAUUCUGUAGGAUUAGGCACCGCAGGUGCCCUCUUCCUUCAAAAUCAGGACUUUGCUACAAGACAGCAACAGGACAGGAAUAGUAUAUAUUGGGUCGGCAGAAAUUAUAGCUACUGGUUCCAGGUCUGAAUGAUCCUAUACAGUACAGCAGUGCUGAAGGAAGAGAUGUUUGGUGAGAAUGAGGAAGAAAUUCACACUGUGCUCUUCCAUUUAGCAUGCAGUAGUUUGACGGAUGUUUUAGAACAGAAUGACAGCAAAACUUAAAUACUUUGAACUGAUACCUAUGGGCACUUAGUUUAUCAUUCAAGAACAUCAUAUUCCAUAUAAAUAGCAUGUGUAAAUAUAUUUUCUGCUAACAGGAAAACAAAUUCAACGGAAGUGCUAAACACCAUACAGUACAGCCAUGGCACAAUGAACAAUUUUUUCUUUUGCCAUCCUUACAGGGUGCUAUAUUGUAUUAUUUUCUCAAAGCAUACCUUUUAAUAUUUAGUUUUAUGUGUGGACCAAAUCCAAAUGUUGAGUCAUAAGUUGCAUUGCUAAAAAACAAAACAUUGUUCUGUGAUUUUUUUUUAACUAUUGAAAUAUACAAGUAGAGUGUUUAUAAAUGUAUGUUAAUUAUCUUGAAAUUAUGCAUUUAUAAAAUGCCUCCCCUACAAUGCAAUGUAAGAAAUUAAGAGCUCCAUUGUAUCGACCUCAUCACUGUCAAACAUUAUGUGCAUUCAGGACAAUGACGAAUUCUGUUGGUCAUUCCACAGACAUAAUAACAAAACCAUUGUGUUUGUUUUCUAGAUUUUGUUUUUAGUAUUUCUGAUCAAUUCAUGAAACCACAGAAAACCGAAUCCACAAACACAGCCCAUUGCAAUGGUGCCAAAUGAGUAGUUUUGGUCUAUGCAUGUUACUGUUUACAAAUAGCCAGAUUGAAGUGAUAAAAAAGACAACAGUGCUAAUAAUCACUUUGUGUUAGUUAGUAAGAGAAAAACAGCAUAAUGAACUUAAUUUUCUAUUGUUGAAAAAAAAAGACGCAAGAAAAUAAUGGCACAACAAAAAAGUGCAUAGUUAGCAUGCUGCAUUCAGUUGUUAUUAAUCUAUGAAGCAGUAGUCCUUCAGAAGAACAUGUCAAAGCCAUGGCAUUUGGAAAUUAACCCUUAAAACAGACUGCCAAGCGAAGACAAAAACAACUUGAUGUUUUAUUCUUAUUAUUACCAUUAUAGCCUCAACAUAGCCAAUUUAGAACUCAAGGUUAUGCGUUUCAGCCACUACACUAAAUGACAAGAUCCACGGGGGGGAAAAAAGGAAAAAUAAAGUUGUGUUGUGUAAGUGUCGUUUCAAAAUAUUGUAUUCACGUUCAUUUCAUCAUUCAUGUUGUUUGGACUCUGGCAACUGUAGGUGUGCCUUGUUUACAAAUCUUCAAAAUCAGUUUUAGAACUGAAUGUUUAGACAUGUCUUUAUUGACAAUGUUAACUUUUUUUCUCUUGUUUCAUGUACAUAAAGUAUAAUUAAAGGGAUAAUUUGACUGUAUCAAUGUGGAAACCCCCCUUGACCCAAAAAAAUAAACAAUCAGUCAAAUACA
Carassius gibelio (silver crucian carp) is the source of this 4712-nucleotide messenger RNA. RefSeq names its product hyaluronan and proteoglycan link protein 1-like. NCBI's taxonomy places the organism in Eukaryota, Metazoa, Chordata, Actinopteri, Cypriniformes, Cyprinidae. The transcript has 5 exons. Bases 1936 to 2997 code for a protein of 353 amino acids. The record is from RefSeq and is a predicted model, not a curated record. Gene Ontology annotation, biological process: cell adhesion. Gene Ontology annotation, molecular function: hyaluronic acid binding.